Messenger RNA from Blepharisma stoltei, 624 nucleotides. The record is from the annotation of a GenBank genome assembly. NCBI's taxonomy places the organism in Eukaryota, Ciliophora, Heterotrichea, Heterotrichida, Blepharismidae.
AUGACAACAAGUUAUUAUGAUCCAGGAGAUGUUAUCGAAUACUGCUUACUUACAAACUGAUAUAAACCGCGGCCAGAUCACCUCCAAUUUGACUCAAAAAAUCUCAAAGAUUGCAUGAUUUAUCUCAAAACAUCCAAAUUCAGAAAAUACCUUCCAUUUCUAAUCAACGAUUUAUACAUAAAAGAUCCAACAAUAUUAUCCCAGCUUUCUAUUUCCAGGAACCUCUUUAACCUCUUAAACGAGCCUAGUAACCGCCCUCUAGACGAUGAGGAUACCAUUUGUUUUCUCUGCGGAAAUAAAGAAUAUGCAAAGCUUAUUAUACAUUUGAGGAUUUAUCAUAAAUUAAGCAAAGAGAUGGUUAAGGAUUAUUUUGCAAUGUAUGAGAAUGAGUAUAAAGCGAUUGGCUCAAAAAUUGAUUAUUAUGAAGACAAAAGCACUGUAAUAUGUGAUUUAUGUAAGAAACCGUAUUGCAGUCUUUAUUAUAGAAAACAUAUUUUCGUGCAUUUUAAUCUCAGAUUUAUACCUUGUCCGAUUUGUGGAAAAUUAAGAUCGAAACAGAAUUUGAAGGGGCAUAUUUAUAGAGCACAUGAGAGGCCCGGGGGAUUGUUAAGAGAUGAUAAAUAG